AUGCUCAGGCUACGAUUCAGCGAAUCAGACAAUCGCGGACCACGGCCAUUUGUAGCUAAACACUCAAACGUCACCUCACUCCGACAGCGCGCGCCACACGAGUAUGUGACUACAAUUUGCCAUCAACAUAGGUUAGACUCAUCAUCAAUUGUUAUCCGUACUGCAGUCUCGACCGGCCAGGCCACAUUGUUAUACCAAUCGGGCGAGUCAAACUUCCAACACUUCCAUUUCACUACAGUUUACUGUUGUGCCUCGUUCAAUGAUUCGAGCUGCAACCGAACCGGACGAAUCAUAGUCUACCAGAAACCAAAUUCACGGAUUAUCCUGGGUCACGUGUCCCGAAUCAGACGGCCCAUCUUUCAUGUCUAUAAGGCUUCAUGUACCUAG
This is a messenger RNA of Melampsora larici-populina 98AG31, 387 nucleotides long. RefSeq lists its product as uncharacterized. The transcript has 2 exons. The record is from RefSeq and is a predicted model, not a curated record. The coding region runs from base 1 to 387 and encodes 128 amino acids. Lineage: Eukaryota; Fungi; Basidiomycota; Pucciniomycetes; Pucciniales; Melampsoraceae.